AUGACAAUUAGAGGCUUCUUAGACUGGAGAGGAAACCCCAUCAACAGAGAAGUGCAUGGAGGAGUGAGAGCAGCAUGGUUUAUAUAUUUUCUGACAGUUGUAGCAAACAUCGUGAAUGUCCCAAAUAUGCUGAAUAUGGUCACCUAUCUCCAUGGACCAAUGCAUAUGGGAGUGUCAAGAUCUGCAACUACAGUUACUAAUGUCCUUGGUGCCACAUCUGGGUUUGCUUUGAUAGGAGCCUUCCUCUCUGACUCUUAUAUCACUCGCUCAAGAACUAUACUUAUCUUUGGUCCCUUGGAGUUUCUGGGCUACGGACUGCUUGCACUGCAAGCCCACCUUCCUUCACUACAUCCACCUCCUUGCAAUAUUGAAGCAGAACCAAGUAACUGCAAAGAAGUCCAUGGCUGGAAUUCCACCCUGCUGUUUGCCUCCUUGUAUAUCAGUGCAGUUGGUGAUGGUUGUAUGCGUGCUUGCAUGCCAUCCCUUGGAGCAGGCCAGUUCAACCAUGAAAAUCCCGCUGAGUCACGCCAGCAAUCUAGCUUCUUUAAUUGGUACACCUUUGGGAUCUCCUUUGGAGGUUUUAUAGGGCUGAUUCUAGUAGUGUGGCUUCAGAACGACAAAGGGUGGGACAUUGGAUUUGGCUUGUGUGCCAUCCUAAUUCUGCUUGGGCUGCUUGUGGUUGCUGUUGGUCUCCCUUUCUACCGCAACCAAAUACCUGAAGGAAGCCCUCUAACCCGAAUACUGCAGGUUCUUGUGGUCGCAUUCAGAAACAGGAGCCUUGAGCUUCCGGAGAAACUGGAAGAAGCACAAGAAAGCAGUGCUGAGCCAUGCUCUAUUGAAGUACUCCCUGAAACAAAAAGCUUGAAAAUCCUCGACAAAGCCUGCAUCAACCGUGGGAAAGAUGGAGCCUGGUCACUUUGCAGCAGGACGAAGGUGGAGGAGACAAAGAUUGUGCUCCGUGUGCUUCCUCUGUUUAUCAGCUCCAUUAUCGGAUACGUAUCAAACCCUGUCCUCUUCACAUUCACCGUGCAGCAAGGUGGCAUGACAAACACAAGGCUGGGCAAGAUCCAUGUUUCCCCAGCUACACUGUUCAUAAUCCCCACCAUAUUCCAGAUGGUAAUGCUUCCAAUCUAUGACCAAUUCCUGGUGCCAUUCUUACGCAAGCGCACAGGCUAUGUUAGUGGCAUUACUCAUCUGCAGCGCGUCGGCAUAGGCUUCGCCUCCAUCAUACUCGCGUCAGUCAUCGCAGCAGUCGUUGAGAGGAAAAGGAAGGAAGCUGCGGUGCAGAUGUCCCUAUUUUGGCUCACGCCUCAGUUUUUCUUGCUGGGAGUGUCAGACGUGACAUCAUUUCCUGGGCUCCUCGAGUUCUUCAACAGCGAGGCGCCACGAGGCAUGAAGUCGAUCGCGGCAGCCUUGUUCUGGUGUGUCCUAGGGCUCUCGUCAUUGCUAGCCACUUUCCUGGUGCAGAUAGUAAACAGGGCCACGAGGCAUGGGAACCAGGCAGGUGGCUCGAAGCUACAAGCUUGA
Messenger RNA from Miscanthus lutarioriparius, 1527 nucleotides. The record is from the annotation of a GenBank genome assembly. Lineage: Eukaryota; Viridiplantae; Streptophyta; Magnoliopsida; Poales; Poaceae.